Molecule: messenger RNA, 1750 nt
Organism: Cuscuta epithymum
Lineage: Eukaryota; Viridiplantae; Streptophyta; Magnoliopsida; Solanales; Convolvulaceae
Source: the annotation of a GenBank genome assembly
AGACCAGAUCAGCUCAGCAAACUUCAAUCCAAAAGAAAAUAUGAGAGGAAAUAAAAACAUUGUUAUAUCAAAUGACACUAUUAAGGUACCGAGGAUAGGAUUAACUCGAGCGAAAACAUCGAUGUUGCAAUACGGCCAUGCUUACGUUUGCUUUGCAACGGCACCGCCCAUUCACCCAAUGCAUAUUGCUUUACCCAUACUAUCAUCGACUGUAUCGAACCGUACCAGCUUCUAAUCUCUCUGUUGUUAAGAUUAUUUUUACUCCUAAUCACACCACCGAUUGGUUAUGAAUUCGGUCCUCGAGGAUGAUUUCCAUUUGAUUUUGCAAGCUUAUGUUCUGUAUCCCGUCAAAGUACUUUUUUCUCUCUUCCUGAAUUCGUCUUGAAAAAACAAUAAACACUGUUAAAUUGAAAAAUUCAUCCAAAAAGUAAAAUCUUGUUGACAAUAUAAGCCGAAAAUGAUUAGAAUUAGAAAGCAAAGAGACUAAACGAGUCUGUGAUAGAGAAAAGAGAGAAGGAAGAAAAAAGAGGAGAAGAAGACAAGUCUUCCUCUCCCACACACUAGACAACACAACACAUCGCUGUCUUGUCUUCUCUUCCUACUCUGCUGCUCCUCAUAUAACCCAAAAAGACACACAACCUUCAACAGGCAGCUCUCAAUCCUCCCUUUCCAGUUUCACGUUACCCAACCCGGCUAUUUUCGGUGAAAAAUGUACUCUAUGCGGGGUCUGGGUCUCGACGGCGGCGACUAUAACCUCCACCACCACCACCACCAUCACAGCCACCCGGGAGCUAUGUCCUUGGACGGAACCAACCUUCCCGGAGAUGCCUGUCUGGUUCUCACCGCCGACCCCAAGCCUCGCCUCCGUUGGACUGCCGAGCUCCACGAGCGCUUCGUCGACGCCGUCACCCAGCUCGGCGGACCCGAAAAAGCAACACCGAAGUCAAUAAUGAGGACAAUGGGGGUAAAAGGUCUGACCCUAUAUCAUUUGAAGUCACACCUUCAGAAAUACCGUCUCGGGAAGCAAUCAUUGAAGGAGGCAACUGACAACUCUAAAGAUGCAAUAUGUGCAGCCGAGAGUCGUGAAACCAGUUCUCCUACAUCAGGCUCGUCUAGAAUGAUUUCCCAAGAACUAAACGAUGGGUACCAGGUUACUGAGGCUUUGCGAGCACAGAUGGAGGUUCAACGAAAAUUGCAUGAACAGUUAGAGGUACAGCGCCGUCUCCAGCUUCGUAUAGAAGCUCAAAGCAAAUAUUUGCAAUCAAUACUUGAUAAAGCUUGCAAGUCACUCAACAACCAAGCAGCUGUUACUAGCUCAGAGGGCUUAGAAGCUGCUCGCGAAGAGCUAUCAGAGCUGUCAAUAAAGGUAUGCACUGAUUCUCAUGCAAUCUUUUCGGUCCCUUCAUUACCAGACAUGAGUUCACUAGCCGCAAUGACGAAGCGACCGCGAGCUUAUGUGAAUGAUAGCAAUGUGACGGAGGCGGAGUGGACACUGGCUAAUGCUGGGUAAAAAGAAUAAUAUUAGGGUAUGUUGUCUCUUGUUGUAGUAGUAGUAACCAAAAGUGUAUCAUUUUAUUAACAAGUUCUUACAGAUGUCUCUGCACUCCAAAACAUGCUGACAUGUUGUAAGUUUUAAGCUGCUGAAUCAUUAUAUGUAUAUUCUCUUAUGUGCGGUGUUGUGUCUUUUCUUCUUCAUUUUUCGCUAAUUAUGUGCCCGUUGAUGAUCAUUUAUUUAAGCUUACUAUAAUUU